Penicillium olsonii is the source of this 1161-nucleotide messenger RNA. Lineage: Eukaryota; Fungi; Ascomycota; Eurotiomycetes; Eurotiales; Aspergillaceae. The record is from the annotation of a GenBank genome assembly.
AUGGCAGAAGAAAGUGUCGAGGUGCUUGAGUAUAUUGGGUUCGUACCGGAUGUUGCCAGACUGAUCUAUGACCGAUAUUGCGGCCGCCCAAGCCCAAGCCAAAAUCCCGAUGACCUAAUGGCAUAUGUCACUGCACAUCUCGCCUCUCUUAGCCGACGACAGUACGAUGAAAUGAGCCAUCAGGAGGCGCUCGCUGAUGUUGGUCUUACUCGCCAAAUUCAAGGAGCAAUCACGGACCCGAGAUUCUCACACAUCUUCAGUACCCAGACCCUCACUUACUGGGCACAAGAUACCCUUGAAACCAACUAUGCCGCUCUUCUUCGUCAACAGCAACUGCUACAAAGCCAUGCAAACAAGCGCAUAGCUCAUGAAAAGAAACAUCAGCGGCCCAGGCAUGAGCCGAGCCGAGAAGACCAAGACCCAUCUGAGCAGCAACCCGUGACAGCAACGAUCAACAUGACACCCCAAGAUUUCCAGUUCCCAGACACAUAUGUGAUGGUUCAACCUGAGGCCAAUAUCCUCGCCGAUCACAUUUCUUUAUACAAGGGCAAGGCAUAUGAUGAUUUACGGCCAGCGGGUGAUAUCAUUGAGAGUGAUGGAAAAGUCAACCUAAGACCACUCAGCACAUACCCCGGCGGAGACUUCAAUUUCGAUUUUAAUGCGCAAUACUGGACCCCCGAAAUUGAAACGGCUGAAGAGUACCGCAAAUUUGCAGAAAGGAGAAGCCCUGCAGCCGAUACCUGCAUUAUUCACAUUCAGGUUCCGCGACCAUUCAUCAACAACCUCCGAAUGGAGAAUCUGGGGUAUUCUCCCAACUGGAAAGAGUACAUCUGGACCUGCAGGAGACAGGCUACCCCUCACCCGAGAUUCGACCACCUCUGGCGAUCUGGGCAAGCUGAUAUCGUCCGGGGCCCCAUCUGUUCUACCCUCAGCACACAGCUAGUCCGCAUCCGCAGAGAAAACAUCCAAAGUCACAUCACUGAGGACAACGUGAUGCAAUUGCUGUCUGGGAGAAAGGCUACUCAGUGGGUAUUCGUUCAACGUGAUGGGGUUGACCGGUUAGCAGAACACAUUCGAGGGAAGAUGCAUUUCAUCAUUUUUGAAGCCGCUGUUAUGAGCCAAUCCUAUCAAGAGAAAGGGUGCGUCGAUUCAAAUUACUAA